CCGUUGUGGGGAUCACAUGAGUCAGAGUUUGAUGUCCUGGCUGAAGUUUAGAACAAACUUAGCCUGAAAUUUACAACAGUGAGAAGGCACUGAUUUGCGAUGUCAAUCCUUUUUUCAUUGGAAAAAAUCUGUUAACUCUUGGAGCUAACGUAAACCUGUGCAGUUAUUUGAUUUUCCUUCAAAAACGUUUUCAGGAUUGUCCUCUGUUUCUUUUAGGAAAAGUUACAUAUAAAGUUAAGCCGAUAUGCGCGUUGUUAUAUUUCCCAGUGUGUCUUUCCGAAACAGCAGAAAGAAGUGUACAGUUUCUGGAGAUUACGACAGCUAACCCCACUGUUGGUAGAAAACUACCUUUAUCGAGUUGGACUAACUUGGAUUAACUUUCGGUGAUCGACUCCUCCAAGUUCCAUUUCCGAAAAGAUUUGGGUUGACUUUGGCUUUUUUUUUUUAACCUUUUUUAUAGUCUGCCUUUUUUUUUUUCUCGGACAAAUAUUUUUGGAUUAACCAUGGAUCCCAGCCAGCACAACCCCCCAGCCGGCCACCAGAUUGUCCACGUCCGGGGAGACUCGGAGACAGAUCUAGAGGCUCUUUUCAACGCUGUUAUGAACCCGAAAAACACCAUCGUUCCCCCCUCAGUCCCCAUGAGGAUGAGAAAGCUACCCGAUUCCUUCUUUACACCGCCUGAGCCAAAGUCUCACUCCAGACAAGCCAGCACCGACGCAGGCACGGCCGGUGCCCUCCCCCCCCACCACGUUCGUGCCCACUCCUCUCCGGCCUCCCUGCAGUUGGGGGCAGUGUCGCCCCUGUUGGGCAUGGUCCCGGCCGGUGCCCCCCCGUCACACCUCCGACAGUCCUCCUACGAGAUACCUGAGGACAUGCCUCUGCCGCCCGGGUGGGAGAUGGCCAAGACCCCCUCUGGGCAGAGAUACUUCCUAAACCAUCUCGACCAAUCCACAACCUGGCAGGACCCUCGCAAGGCCCUCCUACAGAUGAACCAAGCCCCUCCCACCAGCCCUGUACCAGUCCAACCACAGAAUAUUCUGAACCCAGCUAGUGGCCCUCUUCCUGAUGGCUGGGAGCAGGCCAUCACCUCUGACGGAGAGAUAUACUACAUAAACCACAAGAACAAGACCACGUCCUGGCUGGACCCGAGACUCGACACGCGCUACGGUCUGAACCAGCAGCGUAUUACCCAGAGUGCUCCAGGGAAACAGGGGGGGCAGCUGCCUUCUAGUCCCCAGAGUGGCGGAGUCAUGGCAGGCAACAACCAGCUGAGGCUUCAGCAGGUCCAGAUGGAGAAGGAGAGGCUGAGGCUGAAACACCAAGAGCUGCUCCGCGCCAGACCCCAGGAACUGGCUCUGAGAAACCAGCUGCCCACCAACAUGGAGCAAGAUGUGGGAACCCCAAACCCUGUGUCGUCCCCUGGGAUGGUCCAGGAUGCCAGAACCAUGACCACCAACAGCUCCGACCCAUUCCUCAACAGUGGGACCUACCACUCCAGAGAUGAGAGUACCGACAGUGGUCUGAGCAUGAGCAGCUACAGUGUGCCUCGCACACCUGACGACUUCCUGAACAGUGUGGACGAGAUGGACACAGGCGAUUCACUGCCGGCCUCCAUGGGAACGCAGCCCAGUCGUUUCCCUGACUACCUGGACGCCAUCCCCGGGACAGACGUGGACCUGGGUACUCUGGAAAGCGAGAGUAUGGCUGUGGAGGGGGAGGAGCUAAUGCCUAGCCUCCAGGAAGCUCUGAGCUCCGACAUCCUGAACGACAUGGAAUCAGUCUUGGCCGCCACAAAGAUUGACAAGGAGAGCUUCCUCACAUGGCUAUAGACCCGCCUAGGGCCCUGCUCCCCCACAGGCUAUAUUUCAGAGGUUCCCAAAUGUGUUUUUUGCUUUGCGACCCACCGAUUGAGGCGUGUGUUGAGUCGUGACCCACUACAGUGUUUAAGCAGUGGGGAGAACAGACGACGACCCACAGUUUGGGAACCGCUGGUAUAUAUGACAGAGGAGAGGAGAGGAGAUGGAUGGGAGGGAGGGAGGGGGGAGGGAGGGGGCCCAGAGGCCCUUCUAUGUGCUCCACCGAGGAGAGACAAAGCCACCCUCCCCUCCUCUGGCCUACACCAUAAACUGCUGCCUUGUCAAACAUCCUCCAGUCUUUGACCCAAGAGUAUAUGCUUUGAUUUAACAGACUUCUUAAUGAACUUGUCCCUCGUCCUGGACAUAUUUGAUAAAAUGUCACUGGUCAUCAUACACCCGGUAUAACGCGGCUGUCUCGCGGGCUGCGGCGGCGCUCUUCUGUUAGCUUCUGUCUGCUUGUUCGUGUAUCUUACUGUUUGCUGUCUGUGUCUUCAAGGCUGGCCCAUGAACAGACAAUGAAUUCGAGGGUCCCUGAUUAUUUUCCCGUGGCUGACGGCCUUCAUCUGUCUGUCCACUGUAUUUAUCUGACGCAGAGGAAGCUGCUGGUUCCCAAAACCCACCCUCACUCGUAUACGGUGAUAUCUGAAAGCCGACUGGCUAGCGCUAGGCUAGGGUCAUGGUGCUCCCCCAACCUGCGACCCCCAUUUCUGUUUUGGGUGGAUGCCUGAACGAGCUCCAGUCCCCUCACCCUCCAGGCUCUCUGCUGAGACACGGCCGUGUGUUGGAGACCAGCAGUAUGUAUCUCUUUGGGAUAACUCCUGACAGCUUCACUAACAUCCAAGCAUUAUAUUAUCUGGCCUUUUCUCUAUGAAUUACUGUGUAGUUUUGUUUUGAAUAAUGAGCCUGAGAACCAAAAAUGAUCUGCAUUUAUGGAAAUAACUGUACUGAUUUGGAAGGUUAGUGAAGACAUGCCAAAUUGCACCCUAUUCCCUACAUUUGCACUACUUUUGUAUCAAUGCCCCAUGUGCCCUGGUUUAAAGUAGUGCACUAUGAAAGGAAUAAGGUGCCAUUUGGAACAACUGAAAACAAAAUGGAUUCCCUGUUAGGACAUGUUACUCUUUCGGGGGAGCCUGGGUGAAGACCUGAUGUAUUGUUGAUACUGCUGCUUGGCUGGACCAGCAGGUCUGGAAGUUUAACCUUCGUCAAAUCAAGUGCCUUCAUUUGUAUUUUUUUAAGAGAAGAGCAAAAAAGAAAGAAAGCACAGCAAUGCCAUGUUAUUCUGUCUUGGAUUAAGACAUUUAGCAAUAAUGAGCUGUCUAAGAGGUUGUAUUUUUGACAAACCAACCACACUCUACUUACACUAAUGUUCAAUAAUCAAAAGUAUAUUUCAUUUUUUUAAUGUUUUAUGUUAUCGUGAAACUUAAGGACUUCCUUUGCUUAAUUAAUCCUAUCUUUUAUUUCAGUCUUAUUUAAGCCUGAAUUCCUGUCGGUUUGUUUUAUCUUCUAAUAAUCGUCUGUGUUUAAGGUUAUUAUUACAUUAGGUAUUAUAGAUCAAACUCCUUUUUAGUUUUUACUAUAGCUUGUUGUUUUAUAGGUGGAUUGAUAGGUUUUAAUCGGGUUACCUUUUAGCACGACUGCAGCAGAUUACUUUUAAACUGACAUGGGAUCUUGAGAUGAAUCUUUCACCAGGUUUCCUCUGGCUGACGGAUUAAAAAUGUUUUUAUCAACAUUAUCAAAUAACAAUACAAAAAAAUAACUAAAGGCAUUUGGAGUAAUAACAACUGGUUUGAUGUUUCUGCAUCACAAAUGGCAUCCUGUUUCCUACAUAGUUCACUAGCUUCUGCCAGGACACCCAGGGCUGUGGUGAAAACCAGUGUAUCGUGCAGGGAAUAUGCCGCCAUUUGCAAGACACAAAUAGUUUCCCAGUCUGAAACAUGGACACUCUUUUCUGACUGUUUCUCGAUCUGCUUUGUUGUGUUGAAACAGACUGUUUAUUAAAGGACGAUGGCUAGGUCACGUUGUAGCUGGUUAGAUGAGCAUGGGCCUGACAGACGAUGGCUAGGUCACGUUGUAGCUGGUUAGAUGAGCAUGGGCCUGACAGACGAUGGCUAGGUCACGUUGUAGCUGGUUAGAUGAGCAUGGGCCUGACAGACGAUGGCUAGGUCACGUUGUAGCUGGUUAGAUGAGCAUGCUGGGAUGGCAGGACUGGUAAUGUUCUAGUUAGGUGUCCUAGCCAGGGGGUUGAUUUAUAUGAAUUAAUGGUAAAAAUGAGUUACAGCAUGUGGACUCCGGUUGGUUAAUUGUACAGUGAUUAUUAUAGAAAUAUUUCAAGAACAACCUAAAAAAAACAAAAAAACAAUCAGCUAUGGUUUUACUACAGUCAGGAAUUGUGAUGUGACAGAUUCCAAAGAGUUGUUUUAUUUCUUUUGUUUCGUUAUAAUUUUUUCCUCAACUGAUAUGAAUCUGCCUUCACUGGUGACGAUCAAAAGGAUUUGCUAUUAACCGCACUCUAUCUACAUAUAAGCUAGUGGGAACCAGUAAAUGACUUUGGGUUUGUGAGUUUAUGGAGGUCUCAGAGGUGCCGCAGAAACAAAAUGCUGUGUCAGGGUGGCCGUUUUUGAAUUACUAAACCUAUGAGGAUUCUGGGAGUUCUUUUUGUCACCUGGUUGUUUACACUCUUCUGGAGCAACAGAACACUAUAGCAGCAUUAUUGUGAUUGCUAUCAUUUUCCCAUUUAUUUUUUAGUCUUGAUGUUCUCCGAUGUUUACAUGUUAACUUCACCUGUUAUUCACGCAUGCAGUAGUGCAGAACUGUUUAAUGAUCAGCCUGCCGGUUAUAAGAGGGCAGGACAUCUUUUACACGAGUACAUCUUGAUGAUGCAAAUAUGUGACAUAAAGAACCGAUAGCUCAUAGCUACACUACAAAGCCUAGAUGCUAAAUUGUCAGCAUUUAGCUUUUUAAAUAACUUUUUUUUUUAUAGCUUGAAGCCGAGAACUAACCCUACAUUGUUACCUUGUACCAUGUUUUCAGUCAUUUCCAUUCAGUUUCUUGAUAAUCUGGCUGAUUAUGUAUAGUGUUGAUAACUGUGACUAAUGGAUGGACGAGAUAGUAUUGGAUAUUAAGCGAACAAUGUAACUGCAGGUGUUUUUUGUUAAUGUUGGUGGUACACUACAGUGCUUGUAUUGCACAUCUACAAAUGUUUGACUUAAUCAUGUAUUCAACACAGAAUGGGGAUUUUAUGCUUAGCUAGUUGAUUAUCAGACCAUAGUUAACUGCCGACUUUGUCUAGUAGUAGUACUAAUCACUCACGUUCUAAAGUAUUGGUAUUUAGAUAUUUUCUAAAUGCACACAACGAAAAUGAAUUUAUAAAGUAACUGGUAAUCUGUUAAUCUUUUAAUAGAUAAAAUGUGCAUGUAUUUUAGAAACAUAAAUUCUUCUGUUACAUUAUAUCUCUAUAUAAUACUUUAAAAUUGGCCUGGAAUAAAGUAUAUACUUUGUGGUA
Molecule: messenger RNA, 5358 nt
Organism: Esox lucius (northern pike)
Lineage: Eukaryota; Metazoa; Chordata; Actinopteri; Esociformes; Esocidae
Gene: yap1
Product: Yes1 associated transcriptional regulator
Exons: 8
Coding region: 504-1829 (441 amino acids)
Biological process (GO): hippo signaling; positive regulation of transcription by RNA polymerase II
Cellular component (GO): nucleus; cytoplasm
Molecular function (GO): protein binding; transcription corepressor activity; transcription coactivator activity
Source: RefSeq, a predicted model, not a curated record